CGCGGGAAUUCAUUCUUAGCUCACCAAAAGCCAUUCUCUUUUCUCACACCUCUCCAUUUUGUCCAUCCGUAUGUGCAUCGCCAAUUCUAUUCAAAAUCCCUUCCUUCAUUUGCCCUUUAAAAAUUCUUUUUCAUAUUUUAAAGCAAUAAAAACGGAGAAGGUCUGAAGGCGAAGUCUCGUCAGCGAAGUACCAACUUUGGCAUAUUAGAGAUCAUAAAUCUCAAGUUUAAAUUUUGUUGAUGGCUUGGAAAGAUAAAUGGGUUCGAAUUUUAGGUACCAUUUCCAUUCGUGUCUGCAUACUUUGAUUGAUGAUGGGUGUCGAUCCGAGUGGUUUAAUCAUUGCUAUUGAGUGUUUUAAUUUCGUGUUCAAAAUGACGAAGGCUUCAAUUCAUGGUCAGUGUCUUGUGGAGCACUGCAUUUCUUGUCUUCUAAGCUGGAGGCAUUAUCCUCUGAUAUCCCUGCAGGGUUUCCAUCUGGUGAUUAAUUGUAGCCUUCAAGGAGGAAGAUAAUCAUGACAUUUGAUGUGGUUAUGGACUCCGGGAAAAGGAAUGUGGUGGUGGGAGUCCGGUUUGAUAGCAGCCAUGCUAAAGAGUUGCUUGAUUGGGCUUUGAUUAAGGUUGCCGAUCCCGGUGACACUGUUGUUGCCAUUCACGUUUGUAGAAAUUCAGACUCAAAUGCUGAAGAUAAAUACUCCUUGGAUAGUUACGUGGAUGAUUGCGACGACAUAUGCACUAAAAAACAGGUUAAUCUAAAAGCACAAAUUUCAAAGGGAAGUUGUGUUAGAAAGGUGUUGGUGAGGGAAGCAAAGAAAAAUGGUGCUGUGACUGUAAUUGUAGGGACUAGCACGCGCUUAGCUCUUCGGGGUUGGACUUCGAUUGCUAAAUACUGUGCAAGGCAACUGCCUACCUCAGUUGGAGUUAUGGCUAUUCACAAUGGGAGGAUCGUUUUCAAAAGAGGAUCCAAUUGUGAAUACACAGGUGCUGCUGAAGAUCCUAGACCAAGUUUCUAUAAGGAAGGAAGAUCGACUUUCUGGGAUGGUCAGUCUGGACUUAGCAAAUCAGGAAGGCUCUGCCUUGAGAACAGAUUAAGAGAAGAAGAAAUGCCUGACACCCCUGGCUGGCCCCUUCUCCGAACUGAGACUGUUAGGGAUAAGGUUGAGUCUGCCUCAAUAUCUAAGGAGCUCUCAAAAGUUGCGCUUCCUAGGAAGAUGUCAGUGGUUCAGUGGGUAACGACCUUACCAAACAGGUCUUUCCUAGACUCUCCUAGAUCAAAUUCUAGUCCAAAGAGCGGAAGUACUUCCGAAGAGGAAACUUGCAGCAGCUAUACUGAUAAGAGUGAAAGCAAUGAUUUGAAACUUAUGAUUGAUACAAACUUCACUGGCUUCAAAUGGUUCAGCUAUACUGUUCUGAGAGCAUCCACUUCUCACUUCUCAUCAGAGAACUUAAUUAGUAAAGGAGGGUGUAAUAAAGUAUACAAGGGACUGCUUCCAGAUGGCAAAAGAGUUGCGAUAAAGAUUCUAAAGUCAUCAAAAGAAACGUGGCGGGAUUUUACGCGAGAAAUUGACAUAAUGGCUUCAGUUAAUCACGAACACAUUGCGCCUCUACUCGGCAUUUGUAUUGAAGAUAAUGAUUUAAUAUCUGUUUACAAUCUUUUAUCCAAAGGAAACUUGGAAGAAAACUUACAUGGAAAGGGAAAGAUAAAAUCUUCACUGUCUUGGGAAGUAAGGUUCAGAAUAGCUCUACAGAUGGCUGAAGCCCUGAACUACCUGCACAAUGAACGUCCUCGGCCUAUCAUUCACAGAGAUGUCAAGUCUUCAAACAUUCUACUUGGUGAUCUGUUUGAAGCAAAGUUAUCCGACUUCGGGUUAGCGAUAUGGGGACCCACAACAACACCAUUCAUGACACAUACUGAUGUGUUGGGAACCUUUGGUUACCUUGCUCCCGAGUAUUUUAUGUAUGGAAAAGUUAGUAACAAGAUUGAUGUAUACUCCUUUGGAGUUGUACUGUUGGAAUUGUUAUCAGGGAGAAGAGCUAUUGGAUAUGAGACUCAUGGUGGUCAACAAAGCUUAGUUAUGUGGGCAAAACCCAAAUUAGAGAAUGGAGAUUUGAAAGGCAUACUUGAUGAAAAUCUGAAUAUGAAUGGAGAUGAAGCACAGGCGCACAGAAUGGCUCUUGCAGCAACAUUGUGUCUUACACAAUCAGCUCGUUCUCGUCCCAAUAUAGGACAGAUAAUGAAGAUGAUAAGGGGCGAGGAAAAUAUUAAAGAAGAAAUGCACAUGCAAAUUGAGAACGAACAGGAUUCACAAAAUAUGGAUGAUAAUGAUGAUGAGGUUUAUCCAGAGUCGAGCAGUGCAGCAGAGUCACACCUCACACUUAAGCCUUGCCUUACUCGACGUAAAUGAUUGCUCUUCCACAUCAUCCAGCAGUGUGGAGCAAAGCAGCCCUUCAUCUGUGGAAGCAUACUUGAAGAAAAGAUGGAACACAUCUUGAGACAGCUUUGACUAUCCCUUUCCUGCAGAUUCCUAUAUAUUUUGGGUUUCUUGUUGUACAGUAAAACAAAAUGUUUCACCCUCUUGCCUGUAAUGAGGCGUUUCAUUUGUGUUUAGAUGCAGACAUCAGAAUAUAGUUUUAUUAAGGUGCAAAUGCUUCAAGCAAGGCCUCCAAAGUGUUUAUCAUAUGUUGAGUAAGGUGGUUGUAAUCACAUUUUUGAAUGAAUCCAAAUAAGGUUUUGAAAAUCGCA
Messenger RNA from Cuscuta epithymum, 2739 nucleotides. NCBI's taxonomy places the organism in Eukaryota, Viridiplantae, Streptophyta, Magnoliopsida, Solanales, Convolvulaceae. The record is from the annotation of a GenBank genome assembly.